Messenger RNA from Sodiomyces alkalinus F11, 507 nucleotides. RefSeq lists its product as hypothetical. The transcript has a single exon. The coding region runs from base 139 to 414 and encodes 91 amino acids. The record is from RefSeq and is a predicted model, not a curated record. Lineage: Eukaryota; Fungi; Ascomycota; Sordariomycetes; Glomerellales; Plectosphaerellaceae.
UGUUUGCAGCCUGUAUCUGCCCUUCUGCAGCCUCCUGGAUCCUUAGAAUGCUGGGAGGUUGGCCCUCUCAAUGAGAGCAUUCGAAUACAUCCUUGGACAACUCCAACCGUUUGCCCAUGUGAAGACUUCUGAGCGACCAUGGUGUUCUCGAAUCUCGACUACAGCGCAGGUUACUGUGUAUAUGCCACGAUAAUUUCAAUACAUGUACUUUUCAACAUCACAGGUCACAUCUUUACCACGUUGAUCCGCAUUAUAAAGAUGACCAAAGAGCAAAAGUCCUGGCCCUGGAUAUUCACUAAUGUGAGAGGGGAAUCUAGGAUCGGGAUAAGAGUAGUCCUGGAACGAGUUGGGGUCUUACUGUCCAAGAGACUGGGAAUAGCUUCAAACGCCCAACUAAUCAGGAAGGAGAACUAAAAAACUAAAAUCAGAAGACUUGCUAUAGGAUGCACAACUCGUGCGUGGAAAGUUCCCAUGAUACGUCAAUGCCAAGCGGACGAUAAAGUCAAC